This is a messenger RNA of Trachymyrmex septentrionalis, 3225 nucleotides long. RefSeq names its product UDP-glucuronosyltransferase 2A3-like. The transcript is spliced from 3 exons. NCBI's taxonomy places the organism in Eukaryota, Metazoa, Arthropoda, Insecta, Hymenoptera, Formicidae. Gene Ontology annotation, molecular function: UDP-glycosyltransferase activity. The record is from RefSeq and is a predicted model, not a curated record. Bases 403 to 2049 code for a protein of 548 amino acids.
UAAUAUCUUUUGUAUUUUUUAAAGUGGAUUACAAGGAGCGUUGUAAGUAUACUGAUAAAUAAUACAUUCAAAUUUACCACGAAACGAUGACGUAAAUUGAUAACAAUUCUGAUUGGUCGCUCGACUGUCACGUUAUUACAUUCUGCGCAUAGGCAUACCCUUAUCUUUAUCAUGGAUACCCCUACUCCUGUGUGUUUUAUUAGUAACAUAUAUGCUGACAAUCGUUGCAUAAUCACUCAACAGUUGUCUGUAUGCUGAAGGAAUAGAUGGACAGGCUGAUUGACUGAUUUUCAGUUCGCUCGUUGUCGACAAAGACCUACGAAAAAGAUCGAUUGUUUUUUGGUGAAAUUAUCGACUUGUAUCUACUUACCUUGAAUUAAUUUAUUUCAACAUAUUUGCGACAUGCGGAAGACACAUUCAUUUAUUGUUUUCUCUUUAAUCAUAGUGUUUUCUACUUGUUGUUUGGCUGUCAAUCAGACUUUUGUGAAUCCAAUGCAAACAAAAUUUAAAAUACUUGGUGUCUUCGGUCAUCCUGGCAAGAGUCAUUUUGACGUGUUCAAGCCGCUUCUGGAAGAACUAGCUCGAAGAGGUCACGAACUCACUGUGAUCUCGUAUUUUCCUAGGACCGAUAAUGCUAAGGUGAAAGAGCCGCUGCCCAAUUAUAAGGACGUCAGUCUGGUGACUGCCAAAGACGGUAUCUUUGUAAAUGUUGUAGAUCUUCACCAGAUCAACCAUGGAUGGUUUCGUCCCAUGCUGGAUCUCCACAUGUUGAGGUUCAUGGCAGAUUAUGCGUGCAGUACCGGUUUGCGAAGUUCGAGUGUCAAAAAAUUUCUUCAAUCCGAUGAAAAAUUUGACUUAAUUCUUACAGAAAAUUUCAACACCGAUUGUUUUUUGGGUUUUAUUCAUCGCUUUAAGGCACCAUAUAUGGCCUUAUCAUCGCAUCAAAUUAUGCCAUGGACCAAUAGUGACAUGGCUAAUACUGAUAAUCCCAGUUACAUCCCGGUUAUAUUACUUGGAUUAACUAAACCUUUAGAUUUCUUCAGUCGAAUAAAAAAUGCAUUAUGGCUGUUAUUGUCUAAAGCGAUUUAUGAAUAUUACUUUCGAUCUGUCGAUCAAGUUGUCGCCAAUGAAGUCUUUGGUACGGAUCUUCCCAAGUUGAAAGAAAUCGCCCUGCAAUCGCAAGCGUUAUUGGUGAAUACCCACAGUAGCAUUCAUGGCAGCAGGCCUCAGCUGCCGAAUGUGAUAGAAAUCGGUGGACUUCACAUUCCGUCCAGAGUCAAUCCGCUACCGAAGGACGUAGCUGAAUUUCUUGACAGCGCUCAUGAGGGAGUGUUAUAUUUUAAUUUAGGCUCCAUGAUCAAGAUGUCAUCGAUACCACAGGAAAAGUUGAAUGCUAUAUUAAAGGUGAUUGGCUCCAUACCGCGGAAAGUUAUUUGGAAGUGGGAGGCUGAUAAACUACCGCGUAAGCUGGACAACGUUAUGGCCAGAAAAUGGCUGCCUCAAUUCGACAUAAUGAAUCAUCGGAAUGUUAAAUGCUACUUGGGUCAUGGCGGACUUCUCGGUCUCUCGGAGAGUGUUUAUGUAGGUCUACCAAUGAUCUUAGUGCCGAUGUACGGUGAUCAGUUUCACAAUUCUGCUGCUGCAGAGACUAGAGGUACCGCGGUGGUGCUUGCAUACGACAAUUUAACCGAAGAAACGUUAAGAAGUGCUCUGGACAAAGUUUUUAAUGAUACUAGUUACCAUGAGAAUGCCCAACGGCUUUCGAAAGCUUACCGUGAUCGACCUGCCACGCCGAUGGAGACGGCGAUAUGGUGGACGGAAUACAUCGCCCGGGGCAAUGGUAGAUUUUACUUCCGUAGCGACAGCACGGGUUUAUCCUGGUAUCAGCGUCAUCUUGUCGAUAUAACACUUGUUUUGAUUAUCGUCUCUAUAAUAUUCAUAUAUAUCCUGUUCCGGUUGGUCAAACUGCUAUUGUUGUUGCUCAGAUUCUUCAAAAGAACAUCUAGAAAUCAAGUCGAGGAGAAGAGAAAGUUGAAGAAGGACAACUGAUUAUGUUGUAUCGUGAAAUAUCGGCUGCGUUCAGCAGAGAAAGCAGCUUUGUAAUUGUUGUAAAAUUCUUCAAUAUGAUUGAUUUACACUUGGUUUACAUUUCCUCUACAAGGAACCAAAAGUAAGAACCGUAUUGAAGAAUUUUACAACAGUUGCAAAAUUGCUUUCUCCAUCAAACGCAACCAAUCGAUAGGAAAGCAAUUUUUUGAGAUAAAAAAUAGGGGAGAACGUGGUGAUGAUUUUUCACAUCAAAUUACAGGCGAAUUUUGAGCAAUGGAGACGAAAUGAUAUCAAAUUUUGAAUAGAAAUAAAUCGAUUAAUGCGAAAAAUCCAUUUAGUAGAAAAUUUGUUGGAGGAAAUAAAUUCUUGUGAUCGUUUGUCAUUAGCUCUUCUAUAGUAAAAGGGGUCAAAUGUGACCUCCAGUUUCGUCUAUUUUGCAAAGUCCAUGCGCAGUUUAAGGAGUUAAAGAUAGAAAAAGGAGUUUUAUGAUAUAUUAUUUAUUUUUGUUGAUAUAUUAUUUUUUUUUGUUACUCAUUUUGUUGUAUUGAUUAGAAGAGAUAUAUUAGAUGAAAUAUAUAUAUGAACAAAACGACACCAGUGUUACUUAAGGGUUCUCAUCCAGGUAUAAGGGAACAACUAGGUUCAGUUACAGGGAAAAAAAUCGUACAUUUCUCUGCUGUUACAAACAUGAUGAUUUUGAUUGAGAAAAAUAAUAAUGGCAAUGGGCGCUGCACGUACUUCUUUUUGAACAUGAACUAGCGUCACCUAUAAGCUAACGGUGGUAGUCCAUUAACAUAUACCAACCGCGCGAAUACAAAACUAUAUGAGAAGCCUCUAUUUCCUACAAUCCUUUUCUGGAUAUUUUGAAAAUUUACUUUACCAUAGGAGGUUUAACUUUCAUUCGUACAUUUUCAAAGACGCUCGAUUCGAAUAUCAUCCCAAGUAGAUUUUUAUGCUUUUUCGAUAUUUCUAUACAUAAAGUUAGUUGAGAAACACGUUAUAAUUCGCGUAUGACUUCUUUUGCGGGAAGUAUACAGAUCUUAAAAUAUGGUCGUUAAUCUUUAGUUUUUUAUGGUAUCUAAGUAUAAAUGUUAACUAGACCUCGUUUGAACAGCGCAUACAUGAUGUAAAAUUUAUAGUUUACUAGGUUCUGAUUUUUAAUUUUUUUCAUUUUAC